CAUCUCCUCACCCUGAAUAACCUCCCAAUGCACUCCUAUUACUGAGACGUAGAAGAAAAUCAGAUAGCCGCAAAGCUCAUUCCCCCUUCAAGUCCGCAUCCAUGGCGCUGCCUCGCGGCGACGACAGCGGCGACGCGGAGCUGCAGCAGCUCAAGCAGAAGCUGGAUCCAGUGGCGUUCGGUCGCGAUCUUGUGUCUCUGGACGAGCGCUUCGUGCCGCGCGGGCCGGAGACCACAGGCUUCGAGGUGGAGCCGCGGCCUAGCUCCUUCUACGGGGCUCUACCGACUCCAAGCGGCGCGGAGGAGGACGACGAUGAUGAAGACGACAUGGAGAGUAUCGAAGUGCCUGUGAACCGCUACGCCGGUGUCAUAUACGCCGCUCGCUUCUUCGUCACUCGCGUGGGUUUCCUACGCUCAGCCAAGAGGCUCUUGGUGCUCAGUAGCAAUCACUUGACUAUUGUAGACCCAUACUCAGACGAAGUGAAGGAACGCUAUGCCUUCGACAACAUCAAGGAGAUCACUAUCGCCUCAGACAGCGGCGGACACAACGCCGACCGCGCCUUCACCAUUUUUAUCGGUAAAAACCUCAAGGAAACAUACACAUGCAGAUGCAGACAGCAGCUGCUGUCGGCCUAUUACCAACUGAGAGAACGCGCUUCUUCCUUCAGAAAGGACGAGAUUGAAGCUGCUACUGCCGAUGCUCUGAGUGCAGUGGGGGCUAGUGUAGGCACCAGCGACAAUAGCUGGGCCACAGGCUCGGGAGGACCAGGAGGCAGCAACUCCAACUUGCUCGGCAGCGGCAUGUAUUUUGACAGUUUGUUUCAACUCUGUGGAAAGACUUUUACCAUGACGAAACUCAGUACAACACGAAGUAUCGCCAUUCACCCAGUUAAAGUGGAGGUGCUGCUCGCUGUACGUGCCGCGAGCUUGGACAGACUGGACCCGCAGACACGCGCCACUUUGUCGUCGAUUUUACUAAUUGAUAUCGUCAAGAUCCAGCGUGUGAACACCAACUCGAACGAACUGGUGCUCUACUUCGAGAACAACAGGGUGCAUCGGUACUGGUGUGACAGUCGAGAGCCGUUUAUCCAGGCAAUAGCUAACAAUUUACGGUCGUGGCUUAGUGUAUCAUUAUUCGUAGAGGAAGUUUCAGAUUCGUGCGAGUUCGACGCGUUAACGUCGACGCGAGAUAUCCCACAACCUGUUACGUUCGAGAUGCCAGUGUUGAAGAUCAGCAAGAACAAGUCGGACAAGUUGCAGCUACGUCUGCUGGGUCUCACGGCUCUGGCGAUCAUCGAACGAGACCCUGUGACGCGGAAAACCUUGGCAAGCCACUCUCUAAAUGACAUCUUUAACGUGGUGAUGUACCCAUCAGUGUCUUCUUCUCAAGAUGAUCCUGAUAGCGCGACUUCAGAGGGUUUGAGCGGCAAGUUCGCGUUGGAAUUGAAGCACGGACUGACGCGACGAUACAUCUGUCUAAGCUCGACUGUGAGUAGACGUGACAAGGAAGUGAGUCUUGGACUGAGUCGAGUGUCAUCGCAGCAUGAAAAGGAGCUUCGCCAACUUAUCGGAGAUAUCGCUGGAGAUAUUGACGUUCCUGAAUGGCUGAAUGUUGCUGGAUCUACGUCGCUGCUGAGUCCGAAGGAAGCUCGAAGUCUGUUCCUGAGCAACAUGAUCGAGAUGUGCCGCAUGAACAAGCUGCAUGUGCCGUGGUCAACGGAGGAGACGAAGAUUGCGUGCAAGGAAGGAACGUGGGGCACUGAGGUUCACCCUGAGUGGGAAGACAUCCUGUUACGCAAGCUGGUCAACCUGAACUUCAUUCCAAAUCUCGUGACGAACGAGAGUAUGUCCCUCAUCUACCACCAACUGGUCCAGUUUAACCGCAACAUUCCGUUGGGAGGUCUGCGUCAGCGUGAUCGCCGUGCUUUUGCGAGUCUGAUGAAGGUGCUAGAGAACUUCAAGGAGUAUUCUGUGGCUCAGCUCAACAGCCCUUCCAACACUGACGCGCCCAUCCCGACAACGGAGUUUCAAGUGGAGCUUUUGUUGGCAAUCCAGCGUCUGCUUUGUACUCGUGGAGUCUUUGAAGAAAUUCCGAGCUCGCAGUACAAGAACAGUAUCGAGGUAAUCAUGGAGUUGCUUCAUUCUCCCAUGGAGGAGGUGAGCUUUGCAGCGGCGUGCGUGGUCAAGUACAUGGUGGUCAACUACUCGGAUACUCGCAGCUUGAAGUCCGAAACGGCCAAUCGUCGAGCAAUAUUUACCAAAUAUCACAGCAGGAUGUAUGUAUCUCGUGCAUUCGAUCUAUCGAGGACCAAUCGGGUGGGUCGUGUACCGUUGCAUUCCACCUCUUCGGCUAAGACAGGGUCGAAUCAUGGAUUCCCAUCAGUGGCAGCAAUGUCCAAUACCGAACGCAGUAUGGCGAAUGCACUGGCAUAUUCUCAGCUGGGCUUGGACUACCUUGUACUCGUCAUGAUUCUGCAGACGCUCGAGGUUUGCUUGUCCAGUGGGAAGAAGGCAACCCCGGAGAGAGUGGCAAGGGAUUUGCUUCGAGCUAUGAGAGUGGAUGAUUUCUCUCGUCAUCAUGCUCUGUUCUUGUUCAACCGGUCGCUGAGUUUUUCGAUUACAAAAUGUUCGUCAAUUCUGGUAAAGGUGCACAUUUUGGAGCAACCUACCGAGCUUGUCGAGCUGAUUCAAGACUUCUCGAGGAAACACGGUGCUCUAGUAUGGCAGCUUUACCUGGCGCUGUAUACGCAAGACAAGGCUCAACGUCGAAUCUCGUCCCAGUUGGUGGCUCUACUCACUCAUGAAAACCCGCGCUCAUCGUAUGUUGUCCGGAAUAUCUUCCCACAUGCGUUGCUGGACGACCAGAAGGCCAACAAACUGGAGUAUGACGAGUUUGGGAGGCAUCUACCGACUGCAAACCCCGAGCUGUACGCUAAAAGCAACGGUAAUGCGCACAAGAAUGGGAAUCGCCGUGACAUUACCAAUGCUACAGAAAGUGGACGCAGCAAACUGAGCUACGGGAUCAAUACACGCGCUCGAUUGGCGCGAAACGUGAAGCACGCUGUGCUGUUGCCCGAAUUCUUUGACCGACUGGGUAAAACCUACGCGACUAAGGACCUUGUAUGGGGACCUAGCGCUGUGGAAGAGCUGAUUCGUAAACUUCAGGCCGAGAUGAGCGAACUGGACAUGUAUCGACUGAAGUAUCUAGGGUAUCUCUACACGGACCCGCUUGCAACUGACCAUACCGAGACCGAAUGGGACGCGUACCAAGCAAACAGGCUUCGUCACGACUCACAGCAUGCAAACUUCGCCCCGUUUCUCUUCGAGUUCUUGCAACAUGGUUCCGAAAGUCGACUUGCGAUCGAAAUGAUGAAGGGAACGAUCUCUUCAUCGAAUCGAUUCGCCAGGUUUAUGCCUCUGUCGUUCCUGCUAAAUCCCGACACGUCUGAAGAUCUCGAGAGUGAUGGUGGACUAGACGACGACAACUACGACAGUGAUGACAACUACACUGACGAGAACGGGUUUGUUUCUCGCUCCAACAGUAUCAUUCGUCCUGGGGAUAGCUCCGAUACCAAAACGGGCGAUCAUGAUGCCUCUCAUGAAGAUUUUCGCAGCGCUGCCUUGGCAAAGAAGAAGAAGAAGAGCGCCAAAAAUAUGCCUCGGUGGUUUGUGGCGUGGAAUUGCAAUGAAUUCCGUGUCGACUACGAGUGUCUGGAGAACGAGGUGAAGGUUGGUCCGUAUUAUCUCGCAAACAUUUUGGACGAUCGUGGUGUGUUGGUGGAAGACAUUGAAGGUGCGGAGAAGUUCAUGACGCUUCUGUAUUACCGUCUGCUGGCUGAGGACCGCAGUUUAUCGGCAUCGAAACUUCAGAACGGAGAGCGUUAUUCAUCAGCGGAUUCACUUGGCGAUGUUGACCAGUCUGACAUUCGCUUGUUGGUAUUGAAGGUCAUGAUUCAGCUGUACGAACGUCAUUUCAACGAGUUGGGGUCACUGGUGUUCCUGAACCACUUUCUACGAGUGAGCAUGAUGAUUAGCAAAGAUGGCGAGGACCGACGGUGGCCACUGAUUGUGCGUGGCAACAUCAUGUUGUUCCUGGAUCGGGUUUUAUCGAGCGCGUUGAAUGUGUCGCGCUUCUUACGUGAAGUAGACAACGUGACAAUGGUGUUGGAUUUGCUGCGUGAAGUGAAGCCGCUGGUCGUUCUUCAAGGCCCAAAUGACUCAGAGAAGGAGUAUAUCGUCGAGCCUGCAGCGGACGUUCAAGCCGAGUUAGAUGCAUCGGAAGAAGAGAACGAUGAUGUUCACGAUGCGGACGAAGAUGAAUAUGGUGAUGAUAGGGGCGACUACGAUGACGACGACGAGGACUAUGAUAGCGAGAGGGACAUGGCACGGAGAACGAUUGAUGCUCUGGAAGAGUCUGGUGCUGAGAGCUCCAUUAUUUCGAGUCACUCCGUCUCGCCCACGUACGCACAUCGUGACGAUGAGAGUGUGCAUGAGGAGGAGCCUAGUCGCGUGACCGUCGUAGCCGAACAUUGCGGUGCAAUGAGUGGUUCGAUGAUUAUGCAGACGUGCUUGAGCGUGCUUAGUCGUCUCAUUGAUUGCCACACCGCAGAAGAAGAAGGACAUAUGUACCAGGACAUUCGUUUCCCGAAAUAUGGACGACUUACGCACUUCGAAGGCUCGGGUGUGAGUCCGAUCAGCUCCAUCAAGCGUCGGCUGUGCGAAGAUCAGACUCUCCGGUUCUUGGUGGGACUUCUGGACUGUCCGAAUCGCAUUGUGUUCAAGAAGUGUCUCGGCUUGAUUCGACUUCUCGUUCGACACAACGAGGCCAUCAUCCCGAAUCUACAUGCUUCAGGCAUCUUUUAUUACUUGCUCCGUUUCUCUCAGGACGUGGACGAGAUGUCGAUUGCAGCGCGUCUAAUCUCUCACAUCCAUCUGCGGCAAUCAGGACUCGACGUUCCGCAUCUGAUUGAUGACAAGCAAAAGGGAGAGAACAAGAAAGGAGUCUUUUCUCCUGAUCCGUUGACACGAAUAUGCUUGAGAAGUUGGCUGGUGCGUGUGCUGCCAGUGUCGAUGGUGGCUCAGCUGCUGCGUCAUGGACCGCGACGAUUUGCUACCGCUCUGUUCUCAGACGCGAAUAACCCGGAAGUGGUGUGGAAUGCGAACAUGCGCAGCCAAAUGGUGUCGUACAUUGAGAAGUUCAUGGAGCUUCAUACCGAUGACAACGGCAUGUUCUAUAUUUCAGAAAACGAGGGCUCGGAGCACAAGGCUUGCAUCGCAUUGAUCCAGUACCCGAAGGAAGUUCACGCACUGCAGUGCUACCAGUAUUACCUGCACAACCUUCUUGACGAGAAGAACUUCCCCGGAUGGCCAAUCAAUGACGAAACUGCAUUCUUACGGGCUUUACUGGACUCGAUUCGUCGCUGGGUACACCCUGGAUUACUGCUAACUGCCCGCGGGGCUCAAGCGACUGAAGGCCAAUCCACGAAACUUCUCUCCGUGUCUGAUGCUGUUGAGUUGCUUGAUGCCACAGCGCUGCUUCUACGUCGUUUUCCGGACUCUCCGACCAUCACGAACCUGCCGAACUUUUCGUACUUCUUGGAGGCUUUGGAACGGUGUAUUACGGAGCUGAAAGACAACCGGGUUGGCCCGACAAAGACGUUCUUCGACGUGUCCAACGCCAUUGCGACAAAGACUGCGUUCGUGAGAGCAUUUGGAAGUGCCAUUCGUGUGAUCAAUCUGGCUGUCAGUAUUUCAGACGAGAAUGCGCACCAGUGCAGCUCUGGUCUGGGACUUCGCGUGCUUUGCAACUCUCUCCAGUUGCUUUUCCACAACCAGGAAGCUCUGAGUACUAUCGAUGGGUGUACACCAAACGUGAUGACACACUGGGUGUUAGAAGCCCUCGUGAACGUUCUGAAUCAGCCCAAUGGACGCGUAUCGGCAGCUGCGCAGUCUAUUGAUUUAUUGCCGUGUUUAACUCGUUUCCUGUCGCAAAAAGGGGACCGGUUGGCGACGGACUUGUCCCUCCAGAUUGUGUACGAAAUGGCCGGAAGUUCUGGAGAAAUGGCAGAAGUUUUGUUGCUGCAGCUGGCCGAGCAUGGCAUCCUGUGGUAUUUGACGCUUCUAUUGUUCCACUAUCAGCCAAACAAUGAUGACGGUGAUGGAGAUAUGCAGCGGAUCAGCAUCGGCGCAGCAAAAGCGCUGGGUCGGAUCCUGGAAGCCAACGCGAGGGAGGAGUCGAUUGCUGUAUUUGUCAGGCGGAUGCAGGCUACAAUCGAACAAGUCUUUACACGUCCACUAGUAGACAUCCUACGACGAGCAGGACCGAUUAAAAUGUUGGACGUAUUGGCAACUGAAGUUCGUGAGCCGCAUGUUAUGUGGACCGAACGCAUGCGGAAGGAGUUGAUCAGUCUCGCUCAGCGUGCAAUUCAUUUCCAUACAACGCUGGACCAAAGCGACGAGGAAAUGCACAAGGUGUUUGAACUACCACCCUACUUCAUGUACACAGCACAAAAGGAGGAGUUGUGUGUGGCGGGGAUCUAUGUGAACUUCUUCAACGAGAACCCGAAGGACGGAAUUCUCGCUCAGAUCGCUGGAACUGUGAAUAGUGGAAGUCGUGUGGAUAUGUUCAAGGCAAAGCCGACCACGAAGAAAGAGAUCCAAGCUGCUGCUGCUGCCGCGGCAGAGCUGGAGAAUCGUACAGUUAGUGGCCAUGUGAUGCAUGGUCUGCUGGCAGCGCUAUCAUACGACAUCUCGAGCGUCCGUGCACAGCCUCAGUCACUGGAGAGCGUGUUGCUUCAACGUUUGCUACCUAUCGCUACGGCUAUCAGGAAUUUACUACAGUACACACCGGAUAUGGACGUGCAAGUGGUGCAGGCAGAUGGGUUGCUAACACUGUUAUUCGUGCUGGACCACGAGACUCAACCUCAAGGGUUCUCCUUCGCGAAUGCCCCGCUAUUGCUGCUUCGUUGCAUGGAGUGUGUGCACAUGCUUUCGUUCAGUGGCAAAUGCGUGGAUCCUCUGGCGACUGUGGUCCCUCCGUUUAUCAAGAGUGCGUUCCAGGUCGUCUACAAGAAUCUCGCUCGAACGGAAGCUUCGACUGAAGGUCAACUGGCUCGAGUGACGUUGCAGUUGUUGGGUAAUCUGUGCCUUAUUCCUGCUUGUAUCGACAACCUAGUAAAGGGAAUGGAUCCUGCGAGUCUGUCGAACCUGUUACCGCACGUGUGGCUGGGCGACUCGACUGAGAUGCAAUUGCUGCUCUGUCUGCACAUGAUUCCUCUCAAGCGACACACACAGGCAGCCACGGAAUUCGCCAAGGCUGCGGUGAGCUCGCAACUUGCGGCGGCACUGCUCAACUUGCUGUCCACACUGGUACCGAAGUCCAAGAUAGGCGAGAGUAACACGACCAAACAGUACGCGGCGCGGUUCCUGUCUGUGUUGUCAUCCAAUCCAGGCAGCGGCGGCGCUAUUUCGAGUUUACUCAUCGCGUCUCGAGUCUGGGAGACUCAUGGAGACACCACUCAAGCCACAUCGGAAGACCUUCGCCGAUUGCUUGUACCUCCACACGCCCCUGCAUUGCUAAAGGCGCCCCACGCUAAUCCUAACAAGGUUGGUUAGAGUUUGAUUAGAGCGUCGAGAUUAAAACAUUUGUAGCAAGACACCCUAACGUAAUAAAUCCACGCAUUUUGAUUGUCAAA
Molecule: messenger RNA, 7693 nt
Organism: Phytophthora nicotianae INRA-310
Lineage: Eukaryota; Oomycota; Peronosporomycetes; Peronosporales; Peronosporaceae
Exons: 1
Coding region: 102-7613 (2503 amino acids)
Biological process (GO): endosome organization; receptor-mediated endocytosis; regulation of early endosome to late endosome transport
Cellular component (GO): endosome membrane
Source: RefSeq, a predicted model, not a curated record